AUGGGCAUCGACCUCUUCGGCAACCUUUCUCGCGCAUAUUACAACAAGGUCAAAGACUUUGAUCCAGAAUUCGCUCAAUGGGCCAGUCACCCUGUUGACAUGGAGUUCUUCUUCAUCUCCUCGACUCUCGCACCUGCCGAGAUGACGCCGGGGCUAAAGUUCGUCCCUAACAUCACCUACGACGACUGCCCCAGAGACCUGGACCUUGUCCUCAUUGGUGGUCCUCUGCUCGACCAUCGCCCGCCCUCUGCCGACCGCUUCAUGAAAGAAGCGUUCCCCAAGACCAAGGUGUGGCUGACCACCUGUAUCGGUAGCCCCUGGCUAGCUAGCGCUGGUGUGUUGAAGGGCAAGAAAGCCACAACCAACAGAGAGUUCUUAAAGAUCGUAAGGGAAAUUCAUCCCGAGACUGAGUGGCUCGACCAAAGAUGGGUAGUCGAGGAGAAGGACUUUGACGGUGAGGGCAAAGGUGAACUUUGGACCGGAGGUGGAGCAGGAGCAGGUCUUUCUAUGAUCAUUACAUACCUGAACAAGAAUUUUGACCCAGGCUUUGUCCAGAAGCUAGCGCUUGAAGCGAUCGCGUUUGAAGAGCUAGCCCUGAACCAAUUUUACAAGACAUCAAGGUAG
Molecule: messenger RNA, 624 nt
Organism: Colletotrichum spaethianum
Lineage: Eukaryota; Fungi; Ascomycota; Sordariomycetes; Glomerellales; Glomerellaceae
Exons: 2
Coding region: 1-624 (207 amino acids)
Source: RefSeq, a predicted model, not a curated record